Messenger RNA from Tribolium castaneum (red flour beetle), 1070 nucleotides. RefSeq lists its product as uncharacterized. Gene Ontology annotation, biological process: rRNA base methylation. Lineage: Eukaryota; Metazoa; Arthropoda; Insecta; Coleoptera; Tenebrionidae. The record is from RefSeq and is a predicted model, not a curated record. Gene Ontology annotation, molecular function: rRNA (cytosine-N4-)-methyltransferase activity. The transcript has a single exon. Bases 1 to 1038 code for a protein of 345 amino acids.
AUGUUCCAGCCACUGUCACUUGUUAGAAAAUUCUGUAGUUCCGCGCCCCACGUCCCCGUGAUGGUUCAGGAAGUUUUGCAUUUCUUGAAGCCUGAGGGCAACCAAACGAUCCUGGACAUGACUUUCGGGGCCGGGGGGCACAGCAGACGCAUCUUAGAGCAGGCCCCCAACGUGAAAUUGCUUGCCUUAGACAGAGACCCUGUGGCGUUUGGUUACGCGCAAAAACUAGCUGAGGAAUUUCCAAAUCGAGUUACGCCCUUGUUGGGCCGCUUUUCCGAAGUUCCUGAAUUACUGAGCCUGAAUAAAAUCAGGCAGAAUUCGAUAGACGCUAUUUUGUUUGAUUUUGGCUGCUCGUCAAUGCAGUUCGAUACCCCUAGUCGGGGGUUUUCGGUGUCUCACAACGGCCCCCUUGACAUGAGGAUGGACAGUGGGCGGUUUCCGGAGGACCCCACCGCAGCUGAUGUGUUGGCUAAAGCAACUGAGGAGGAUCUCUACAAGAUAAUCAAAGUGUAUGGGGAGGAAAAAAAGGCGCGAAAAAUCGCGAGGGCUGUAAUUGAAGCGCGCUAUUUGUUCAAGACUUUGUCCACGACGGAAGACUUGGCGGAUUUGGUUGAUUCGGUUUUUAGUGGGGAGAUAAGACUGGAUAAAUUACAAAGGCCGUCACAUAACGCUACUAAAACCUUCCAGGCUUUGAGGAUUUUUGUUAACAAUGAACUGAAUGAAAUUAAUUACGGCUUAAUAAUCGCGCACAAGUACUUGAAAUUGGGGGGCAGGGUUGUGACUCUUACGUUUCAUUCGUUGGAGGAUACGAUUGUGAAAAGACAUUUGUUGGGGAAUUUAAUUGCAAACACUCCAAAUCCGCUUCCUUUGAAAUAUAGCAGUCACUCGUUUGAUGUUGAUGGGCAGAUUGUUAAAGAAGUGAUGGAGUCUAAUUGGCUCAGUUUAACUAAGCAUGUUUUGGUCCCGAAGUACGAGGAAGUGGAAAAUAACCCAAGGAGUCGUUCGGCGAAGUUGCGAGCAGCAAUCAGGGUUAAAUAAAUUAUUAGUUGUUUUGGUUUAUGUAAUAAAAA